Messenger RNA from Hevea brasiliensis (rubber tree), 730 nucleotides. RefSeq names its product 40S ribosomal protein S24-1. The record is from RefSeq and is a predicted model, not a curated record. The transcript is spliced from 5 exons. Gene Ontology annotation, biological process: translation. Gene Ontology annotation, molecular function: structural constituent of ribosome. Lineage: Eukaryota; Viridiplantae; Streptophyta; Magnoliopsida; Malpighiales; Euphorbiaceae. Gene Ontology annotation, cellular component: ribosome. The coding region runs from base 115 to 528 and encodes 137 amino acids.
UUGCGGUCUUGCCCCCCAUCACUUUCUCGUUGAGCUUGCUGCUGCCUCUGUUACUUGACCUCUCUGCCUCGAGAAAUACCUUCUAGGUUUUAGCUAUCUUCUCUCGCUGAAACCAUGGCGGACAAGGCGGUUACUAUUCGUACCAGGAAGUUCAUGACCAACCGGCUCCUAUCCAGGAAGCAAUUUAUAAUUGAUGUUCUUCACCCUGGAAGGCCCAAUGUUUCCAAGGUGGAACUGAAGGAGAAGCUAGCAAGCUUGUAUGAGGUGAAGGAUCCCAACACAAUUUUUGUGUUUAAGUUCAGGACUCAUUUUGGAGGUGGGAAAUCCACUGGGUUUGGGCUGAUUUAUGAUUCAGUUGAGAAUGCAAAGAAGUAUGAGCCCAAGUACAGACUCAUCAGGAAUGGACUUGACACUAAAGUAGAGAAGUCAAGGAAGCAAUUGAAGGAGAGAAAGAACAGGGCCAAGAAGAUUCGUGGAGUAAAGAAGACAAAGGCUAGUGAUGCUGCCAAGGGAGGAAAGAAGAAAUAAAUUUUCAAGGAUAUGCCCAUAUCCGCUAAUUGGAUUUUCUUUAAUAGUUCUCAAGCAUUUAGAUAAUUUUGAAUGGAAUCUUUUAUUGUCAUUGUGGAUGUUUAAUUUUUCAUUAUAUGAUUUUGAGCACACUUUGAAGAGGACAAAUUUUGACAAAUUUUGAAAUGUUGAGUAGUUGUACAUUUGCUGUUAUUUUCUUUCA